AUGGCUCCCUUGUACCAAAAGACCCUCGUGCUCGGUGCCUCGUCCGGUAUUGGAGAGGCCCUUGCCGCCAAGCUCAUAGCCACAGGGACAAAGGUGAUUGUCGUCGGUAGACGGAGUGAUAAGCUUGAAGAGUUCGUGAAGAAACAUGGAGAGGAUAGUGCAAGGGCUGUUGUGUUUGACGUCACGGACUUGAAAGGAAUCAAAAGCUUUGCCGAAUCUAUCACCCAGUCUGAUCCAGAUUUGGACUCUAUCGUGUUCAGUUCAGGUAUUCAACGAGGAUUUGACUUUACAAACCCUGAAACUCUGGAUCUAUCUGUUCUUGGCAACGAACUUACCACCAAUUACACAUCUGCCGUGCAUCUCACCGCAGCAUUCCUCCCUCAUCUCAAGAAACAGCCCCAAGGCCAUCUAAUCUACAUCAGCGCCACGCUCGGUCUAAUCCCCUCCAUGAUCCGAACACCAAACUACAAUGCAUCCAAGUCCGCGCUGCACACAUUCAUCCUCAACGUUCGAGAGCAACUCAAAGCCAGUGGAGUUUCUCAUAUCCGCAUGGUUGAAGUUUUUCCGCCAGCUGUUCAGACAGAGUUGCAUGAUGAGAAGCAUCAGCCUGAUUUGGUGAACGGCGGAGAGAUUGGAAUGCCGCUUGGUGAGUUUACGGAGAGGAUGUUUGAGGGGCUUGGUACGGGUGAUGAGCAGUUUGCUGUUGGGCCGGGGGAGAGUUUGUUUAAGGAGGAUGGGUUUGAGACGCAGAGAAUGAAGCUUUAUGAGGCGGGGAGGGAGUUUAUCAACAAAUCUUUGGCUAAGUAUCUAAAGAAGUAG
Fusarium subglutinans is the source of this 819-nucleotide messenger RNA. Its product is annotated as oxidoreductase dltE. Bases 1 to 819 code for a protein of 272 amino acids. The record is from RefSeq and is a predicted model, not a curated record. The transcript has a single exon. NCBI's taxonomy places the organism in Eukaryota, Fungi, Ascomycota, Sordariomycetes, Hypocreales, Nectriaceae.